Messenger RNA from Cinara cedri, 669 nucleotides. The record is from the annotation of a GenBank genome assembly. Lineage: Eukaryota; Metazoa; Arthropoda; Insecta; Hemiptera; Aphididae.
AUGACCGGUAAAAACGUGCAGCCGCCGGACAAUAAAAAUUUGACGACGGCCAAAAAAUCGACCAAGAGCUCGCGCACCAAGUCUGUGUCGUGCGGUACAUCGGCGGACGCGAACCAGAACGACACCAGCGACGACGGCGCUGUGACCGAUGUUGUGCAACUGGCGACCGACAACCUCGGCGGUAUUAUCAAUCUCAGACGCCGUAGACGUCGUUCACGCAGGUCCCGGAGGAGAAGCGGCAGGCGUAGGAGGCGUUCAUCGUCGAGAAGAUAUCGUCGGCGGCCGAGCGCGGGCAGCGACGAGGAUAACGACGACGACAACAGCUCUGUGACUUCCGAAGACGGAGAUGACGACGAUGACGCGGAAACCAGUGACGCGGUGUCUCGUCGAAGAAGACGGCGGCGGAAGUCCACCAGACGCCGUAGUUCGAAAGACGACGAGGAGAACGCGUCGACGGACGGCGAAUCGUCGUCGACCGGCGGCAGCAGCACCUCGGCCGCGGAAAUCACAGAGGCCCGGAGAAGCCGAUGUGGCAGCCGCAGGAGACGUAGGAAGUCGUGUAGGAUUUCCAUGAGGAGGAGAAGCAGACGCUCGUCCAAGUGCAGGAAGCGCAGGAGGUCCAGACGUUGCAGCGGCAGUAGCGAGACCGACGGUGAAAUGGACGGAUAA